Fusarium sp. VM40 is the source of this 4290-nucleotide messenger RNA. NCBI's taxonomy places the organism in Eukaryota, Fungi, Ascomycota, Sordariomycetes, Hypocreales, Nectriaceae. The record is from the annotation of a GenBank genome assembly.
AUGGCCGAAGCCCUCGGUAUCGCAUCCGGUGCCGCAGGCCUCCUAAGCCUUGCGAUAGAAGUGACCAAGCUCAGUUAUACCUACAUCGCUAGUGUCCGAGGCGCGCCUAAAUCAUUAACCUCCUACAUUGGGGAACUUGCAACGCUCACCUCGGUUCUUUUACAGCUCGAUGACGUUAUCCAGUCUAAAAAGAUCAACAACCAGAAUAGCCAGAUUCUCAACAAGGCUCUCAACGACUGCAAGCAAGAAGUGGAAACCCUGAGGACAAAGUUAGAGAGAAAAGUGUCUUAUGGAGGAAUUAAAGCUAGGGUGGCCGCUCUGGCUUGGCCCUUGUCAGAAUCGGAGUUGCUGGAUAAAGUAAAUAUGCUGCAUCGCUACAACGGCAUUUUUUCAUCUGCCUUACAAGCCGAUACUUUUGCGCUCGUUCUCCGAGACAUCAAGUCUGGUGAUUUGCCUGGUACAGCCAUCGCCUCGCACUUUUUCAGCAGUAACAGAUCCACCGAGUCUGUGAGUAAUGUCCUCCGUAACCUUAUCGCCCAAGCACUCCGUGGCUGUCCUGUCAUACCUCAAGAGGCAUUGACCCUGUAUGAGAAGCGGUCCCAGAAUCUAACGAUGAAUGAUCUGAUCAAUGUUCUUGGAGCGGUUGCCAAAUCAAUGACCACUUGCAUCAUUCUUGACGGCCUUGACGAAUGUCCAUUUCUUCCCAAGCUGUUCAGCAUCUUGUCGAUAUUACAGGAACUAGGAGUCAGAAUCUUCGCAACAGGGCGCGAUUUGCCAAAGAUUAGAAAGCAUUUUGAGAAGAAGCCAAGCGUGGAAGUUUCUGCCACAAGUCAAGACUUGGAUCUCUACGUCAAUCAUCGAUUGAAGGAUGGAGAAGUUGACAUUGAGUUGAUCGGAACAGAAUUGAAAUCGCAUCUUAUCUCUUCGAUUGAGAAGAAGACGACCGGAUCGUUCCUCCUUGCGCGGCUCAUCAUGGAUCACAUCACUAGUCUGCUCACUGUUAAGGACAUACGAAAAGCCUUGAUCUCAUUACCUGCUAAUUACGAUGAGGCGUACCUAGACACAUUUGAUCGUAUAGUCAAACAGAGCCCUGCCCUGAGAGAGCUCGCCUUGCGAUCAUUAAAUUUUAUUUGUUAUGUCAAGGAGCCUUUACGAAUGGUUGAGCUGCAGCAUGGCCUCGCUAUCGAGGAAGGCAUGCUCGAAAUCGAUCCUGAAGAUCUCCAAGCUUCUAGAACCAUCACAUCAUCCUGCCUCGGACUACUUAUCGUUUCAGGAUCAGAAAAAACUGUCGAGUUCGUACAUUCGACUGCGCGAGAGUUCCUCCAGAGUCGACCAGAAGGGAUGGAUAAGCACCCCCAUCUGACAAUCGUUCGCAGUUGCAUCUCGUACAUGUCAACGAAUGAGAUGCGCCAGGGGCUCUGUAGGUCCCACGAGGAGAUGACUCAACGUUGUGAGAAGCAGCCGUUCCUACGUUAUGCAGCGAACUUCUAUGGCUACCAUGCUGAAGAAGUCAUGGAAGAUUGCUUCGACCAGCUUUCGGAGUUUUUGGACGACGAUGCCCUACGGGAAAGCUCUUGGCAACUUUUGAACUUCAAAGCUCAUCUCGAUACCUCUGUCUCCGAAUCUGUGUUCGACUCUAGUCCCAGAAAUGUACUUGCUCUACACGUUGCCGCAUUCUGGGGCUUUUAUAAGUAUGUUGCCAAUAGCGUAGACGACGCACAGCCUGGAGCUCAAAGCAGGAAGAUACAGAAUCUAAAUGAGCCUGACUCCCAUGAAUGGACACCUCUGCACUGGGCCGUAUCCAUGGGCCACAACAGCAUAGUCGAAAUUCUUCUCAGAUCUGGAGCCAGUCCUGAUCUCCCGGAUCUUGCAGGAUGGACGCCAACAUUCUGGGCAGCUUUUAAGGGACACGGGGAUAUCAUUGAAAUACUGUUGCGGUAUGACAUAGCUCCAUUUCGGUGCGACAAUAAAGGACUUACACCACUUCACUGGGCCAUAUCCACGGGUCAGACCGAAAUCGUCAAGCGGCUUUUGAAAGUCAAAACCCGUUUUGGACAGUAUGAAAAGUCAAGCGUGACCUCACUCCCCUCAUUGGAAGACUUGACGGUUUCAAGGGCCCGUGCCAUGACAAGCAAGGCAAACCAAAGUCCCUUCAAAUUCUAUUCAGAAGGCACAGACAUCGAAAUGUUUUCCGCCAUCUUCAACGCCCUUAAGCAGAGCUUUAUUGAGAAAGCAAACAAGCCUCGCGAAAGGAGCAGCGGCUACUAUACAGUUGAUCCGUUUCUUUAUGGACCCUUUGGACGAAGUCUCAAGGCUGAUCAUGGCAGAAGAGCAAGACCAGACCGCGACUACGAGUGGGGAAAGCCGGAUGCUGAUUUUCUUGAUUUUGUGGAUAACCUGAUGAUUCACGCUACGCGGUCACAGAACCUGUCUAUCAGCAAACUGGUAUUUGAUCUGAAGCUUGUGAAGGCUUCCGGGAUUGAUAGCCUUGCUCUUCUUCACGAAGCGGCAGCAUCAGGUUGGGUCGAGGGUAUGUCUGCCUUGAUCGACCUUGGGGCAGAUGUCAAUCAUGGGCGAGAAAGAGAUGGGAAAUCACCUCUUCACGUGGCAUGUCUAUGGCAACGCGAAGAAUCAGUCAAUCUGCUGUUGGGUAUUAACAAAAUUGACAUCAAUGCUCGAGACAGACGUCGACAAACACCAAUCAUGGAUCUCAUGACCGCUUCCUUUGAAGAGAAAGGACUGAGUCUUUGCAGGCUAUUGAUAGUCAGAGGAGCAUCAACAUCCAUCAAAGACUCGAAAGGUAACUCCCUCAUGCAUUUCGCUAUGCGGACAUGUAAUGCUACGAUGAUCCAAAUGUUGUGUACGGCCGGGUUAAGCAUAGAAUCUCCAAACAAAAGUGGCCAAUUACCGUUGCACUGGAUGACUGAAUGGAGAUACUUCGAAUUCCGCAGAGAUUUUACGCCUGAUGAAGCCCAAUUCUUGAAGCAAAAACGACACGAUUGUAUGGAUCUUAUCUUGAAACUCUCCAGCCCCAGCUCCCUGGAUUCUGUCUGCGAUUGGAGCCACGGAGCAGCGCCGCCCAAGCAAACACCUUUGUUAUUAGCUUUAUCAAGUCACAAUUGGGAUCUUGCAGCCGAGCUAGUGAAACGAAUCAAGAAGCCCGGGAAUACGAGUUCCUUGCUGGAUGCCAAGACUGACUACAUACACGAACUUUGUAAGGUAUCGGAACGACUAGCCUCAGUCUCAACGCCCAAAAGCCUCGAUCGAGUUAUGAUGUAUUUUGAAUCCCAACCGCUUUCCCUGGAUGACUGGACUUGUCUACUUCAAUAUUUUCUUGACGCCGGAGCUGAUAUCAAUCGAGUUAAUUGGGAAGGGAAAACGCCUCUACAGCUUUGCGUCCAAAGGGCAGCCAGUGUACAAGUCAUUGAUACCCUGCUCAAAUUAGGAGCCAAUCCCUAUCAGGCAACGAAUGAUGGUUUGGAUUGCUUCCAGCUUGCAUUGCUGUAUCAUGACAAAGCAGGAAGUUGGGAGAUAAUGCUUUGUCUUCGAACUUACGCCAACACUCACCCAGAGCCAGCGCAUUACUUUUGCCAAGGAGGUUUCCUAAUUGCCCCUGAAACUCCGAUAGAAAACGAAGAAACUCGCUACCUUCAAGUCCUCCGCCAGACUAAUGCCAUUAACUAUGAGACACGGUCAGGUCGUACGCUUAUCUUCGAAGCCGCUAAUCGGGGUAACACACAUCUGGUAGAACGGCUACUGGACCAUGGUGCUUACCCGCAUUAUAUCGAUGACUUUGGCAGUUCCGCACUGCAUGCAGCUGCGAAGAAGCAAGCUCCGACCACGGUAGCCGCUCUACUUCAGGCUGGAUCAGAUGUCCAUCAAGUUUCUUUCAGUGAGUUCGGCUCGACAGUCAGAGGUACACCAUUACAUGUUUGUCUCGAAGCCUGCAGUCACGGUCGAGUGUCAAUCGAAACUGUCCGCAUCUUACUGAGCUAUGGUGCCGACCCAAAUUAUUCGGUGGCCAAGGACGAUUACACGGAGACGAGUCUCUCACUCCCUCUCAAGGCACUGCGCCAGUCAAUAGAGUACCCCGAUCUCGAAACAGUCGAUCCUGAAAAUUCAGAUCACCUGGCACUAGAGGUACUGAAACUACUGGUUGAUGCGGGAGCACGAGUCGCUGAUAGCGUUGAUGAUAUCACGACCGGUGUUGUUGCGAAAAUGGAGGGUUAUGAAUCGCUAUGGGAGGAAAUUAGAUCGCAAUUAAUGCCUAACCAGGUCAUAGACCCUUAG